This is a messenger RNA of Mastomys coucha (southern multimammate mouse), 783 nucleotides long. Its product is annotated as dynactin-associated protein-like. Bases 9 to 740 code for a protein of 243 amino acids. Gene Ontology annotation, cellular component: Golgi apparatus; plasma membrane. Gene Ontology annotation, biological process: activation of protein kinase B activity. Lineage: Eukaryota; Metazoa; Chordata; Mammalia; Rodentia; Muridae. The record is from RefSeq and is a predicted model, not a curated record. The transcript is spliced from 3 exons.
GCUCAAGAAUGGAUAGAAAGCGUGGAAACUAUGUAGUGAAUGUGGAGCCCUCUGGAAAGCAGGCGCCAAGCAUGGGUACACAUGGCCAAGAAGCUCAGCAUCCCUCAUGUUGGCAUCCACCUUCAAAUGACAUAACUGGAAAUGUCUCCUCUAACUUGUCCGGGGUCUGGGUGAGCCCAGGAAUCCUUGCACAUUCAGAAUGCCAGCACCCAGAGCCCUGCAGACCACAGGUGGCUGGAAAUAGCUGCGGUGACUGGUCUUUGUGGAAAGUCUUCCUGGCUUGCCUCUUAGCCUCUGUGCUAACAACAGCAAUUGGAGUACUCAUACUAAGCUUGGUGAAUAGAAACAACUCCCCCAUUGUUAUCCAGUUAUCGCCAAACACUGAAGCCCUAACAGUUACACCUCAAACAACCUCUACUACUUCCCAAACAACUGCAAUCACUUCCACAGGGUUGACAACCACAUCCCCUGAAGCUACAACCACAACAGCCACCUUAACUUCUACUGAACCAGCAGGGACAUCCACUGCAGUGUCCACUGAAGCUAGUACCACAACAACCAUGGCCAUGACUUCAACUCAACCUGUGACCACAACAGCCACCACCACAACUCCAUCUGUGCCCACAAGCACAGCCACCUCAACACAGCCCACAACCUCUCCUGCAUCCGCGGAAACAUCAGCCACAACCAUUGAUUCGACUCAACCUGAAACCACAUCAGGCUCAUUCAAAAUCAAGUGAAACCACACCCACCGCUAGUGCUACAGAAGUUCCAGUUCCCAAA